UGGCUUUACGUCAGAGUCCACCAUUGCUUCUUUUCUUAUCUUUCUCUCUCUCUCUCUCUUUGUGUGCAAAAAAGAACUAUGCUUGAUAUUAAUGAAUAAUGUUGAUUCUUAUCUGCCAGUCUGCUACUACUUAGGACAAUUUUGAAGUGUAAAACUGGCUCCCCAUAGCUUCUUCUUCUUUUGCACACCCCAGAUUCCGCGAAACCCACCUUUCCUUGGUUCUCAGUGGAAGGUUUUGUUCUUUUGUCUUUUCUUCUGUUUGGGUGAAUUGGGUAAUCUGAAUUUUCAACAACAAACAAUUAUUAAGUUCCAUGGUUCAGUCUUGGAUUCCUUGCCUGCUGGCUCCUUGAGGUGUUUUGUCCGAUUGGGUGGUGUUCGAGGUUUUGGAGAAAUUAAGGAAACACUGCACACAACACAACUGUAACUUCAUCCAAGGCAAUAACUUCUCUUUCACGUCGAUCUUUUGCUCUCACUGUCAGAAUUUGAACUUGCCUUUUUUAUUCAGAAUCUCAAUUCAAUUCAUGGUGGCUCAAUUUUGCUGAAUUGGGCUAACACCUUUGAUUCAUCGCUGUGGGAUCUUUUGGUCAAUAUUUUGGAACUGUGAAGAUUUGUGUUUUAGGCUAAAUAUGAUGCUUGAGCAGGACUGUGCUGGUUUUAUUUAGUAGUUUUAUGCACUAGGGUGCUUCUGUGUUCCUACAAGGAAAUGCUUUCCUAUUGGAUUGCACUGUUUAGUUAGGCAUGGCUUUCACUGCAUUAUCCUUGGUGCUGUUGCUGCAACUGUCAACAAUUUUUGGCUCCGAGGUUGUCUUACAGUCAAAGGAUUGUGGCUCUGAUUGGGUGGCGCAUUCAUAUUCUAGUCAUGGUCAGGAUCUGUUCUACAUAAACGGCAAUGUAGUAAACAAAGUUGCUUUCUGUGAGGCUCUCAAAUUGUAUAUUGCAAAGGGGUGUGAUGUGAAGGACUACUUUGGAAGUGUCAAAUGUGUGAUGGAUGACUCUUUUGUGACUUUACCUUUAAAGGCAGGGAGGAAACUUUUGAAGGAUUUGAGCAGUGAAUCCACACCACAGAGAGAUUCUAAGCCUAUGUCAUCCAACGUAGUUGUUAUUGGUGCAGGGGGAGCUUUGUUGGUGUGUUGUGCUGUUCUUUGUCCUUGUUUCUAUGCCAAGAGACGUAAAGCAACUUCUCAUGCUGUUCUGUCCAAGGACCCAAAUUCAAUGGAUUCGGUUUCCUCCGAAGCCUCCGUUAAUGAUAAGAUUCCUGCCAGUCCACUUCGGGUGCCGCCUAGUCCGUCAAGAUUCUCAAUGUCUCCAAAACUCACUAGACUUCAAUCAUUGCAUCUCAAUCUGAACCAAGUUACAAGAGCUACCCAAAACUUCUCAGAAACAUUACAAAUAGGAGAAGGAGGUUUUGGAACUGUCUACAAGGCCAAGUUGGAAGAUGGCCUGGUUGUGGCUGUAAAACGUGCAAAGAAGGAACAUUUUGAUAGUUUGAGAACAGAAUUCAGCAGUGAAAUUGAACUUUUGGCCAAAAUUGAUCAUCGAAACCUGGUGAAGCUACUAGGUUAUAUUGACAAAGGAAAUGAACGCCUUCUUAUUACAGAGUUUGUGCCAAAUGGUACCCUUAGAGAACAUUUGGAUGGUAUGCGUGGAAAAAUCCUAGACUUCAAUCAACGCCUCGAAAUUGCAAUUGAUGUUGCUCAUGGCUUGACCUAUCUGCAUCUGUAUGCAGAAAAGCAAAUUAUCCAUCGAGAUGUGAAAUCAUCCAACAUUCUUCUGACAGAAAGCAUGCGAGCUAAAGUUGCUGAUUUUGGAUUUGCAAGGCUAGGACCAGUGAACACUGAUCAGACACACAUUUCAACCAAAGUGAAGGGAACAGUUGGUUAUUUGGACCCCGAGUAUAUGAAAACAUACCAACUCACUCCCAAGAGUGACGUUUAUUCAUUUGGAAUUUUGCUUUUAGAAAUUGUGACAGCCCGCCGUCCUGUUGAGUUGAAGAAAACUGUUGCAGAGCGGGUUACACUCAGAUGGGCCUUCAGGAAGUAUAAUGAAGGAAGUGUGGUGGAACUUGUGGAUCCUUUAAUGGAAGAAGCUGUAAACGGAGAUGUUCUGAUGAAAAUGCUUGAUUUGGCGUUUCAAUGUGCAGCCCCCAUUCGAACAGAUAGACCUGACAUGAAAUCAGUGGGCGAGCAAUUGUGGGCAAUAAGGGCAGAUUACCUCAAGAGUGCAAGGAGAUAAUAAGUGGUGGUAUUUGGUGAUGAUAUUGUGAGCAGGUGGCAACCAAUUGAAGCUGUCUCAGAAUACAAGACCUGAAUAAAAGUAACAAACUUAGACAAAAAAAAAAAAUGUACACCGAGGAACUUCCUUAUCUUGCCACUGGAGUACUUUUUUCUGUGUAGAGUUGGCACUGGAUUUUGUAAUAUAUGAAUUUGUUCUUUAGGAUGAAGAGCAAUAGCUAAUUUGGGUGAAUUCAUUAUCUAUGGUUGUGCCAGUUUUCAUGUUAUAGGAAUUCACUAGUGAAAAAUGGCUACUACAAAAAUGCGUGAAUUCCAGAACUUAAUUGCUAAAUGGAUCGGUUGCAAUUUGUCACAAUGGUAAAUGAUCCUUCUCCAUUUCUUUUCAA
Molecule: messenger RNA, 2617 nt
Organism: Glycine soja
Lineage: Eukaryota; Viridiplantae; Streptophyta; Magnoliopsida; Fabales; Fabaceae
Product: calmodulin-binding receptor-like cytoplasmic kinase 3
Exons: 9
Coding region: 739-2232 (497 amino acids)
Biological process (GO): protein phosphorylation
Molecular function (GO): protein kinase activity; ATP binding
Source: RefSeq, a predicted model, not a curated record